AUGAGUAAUAUAUUUCUACGUUGUCAGGUCAAGUUUGUUGAGAAGGUGUGGAUUACUGAGAUAAAUAUCUAUGAAACAUUAAAUGCUGGGGCCGUCAAAAGAAUAUUGGCAAAGAACAAAGUUGACCAGUGGAUUGAGAUUUUUAAGGUUUCACAGGCACAUUUAGUCAGGAAGUCUAGAAUAUUUUCACCCGAACUACAAAAAGUAAAUUUUCCUGUAAACGAGCUAAGAAUCGAAGUUGAUUGUUCCGUGUCCCAUUCAUGGGUUGAGAUUGACGCAGUUGAAAUUGUUGGAGGUGAAGGGGAUUGUCCAGAACAGUUUGAGAAGCUCUGGGAUUCCUGUUAUCUCAUCAAAAAAGAUAAUGUUUCAGCAGACACAGCAUUUGCUAAAUGUUUAGACAUGGGUGGAUAUCUGGCCAACUUUGAAACACUUGAAGAGGCUUUGCAAAUGAAAGAAUUUCUAAAGAAAAUGAUUACAGGAAUUCACUUCUACGUUGGGGGAAGAAACAUCAACAGAAGAAAGCCCGGUGGGGAUUGGAGAUGGAUCAAGCACGGACAAAUGACUGAGAUGAAAUAUCACGCCUUUGGAGCCGGACAGCCCAAUGGAUCAGACAGUUCUCCCCAAGACUGCAUGUUCUUUUAUGCAGGAGAACAAUACAUGUUCCACAGCGUCAAUUGUGAUGAUGGUACACACCUUGGUGGUUAUAUCUGUGAAGCAUGAAAAUUGUUCAUUUCU
Saccostrea cuccullata (small rock oyster) is the source of this 735-nucleotide messenger RNA. RefSeq lists its product as uncharacterized. The record is from RefSeq and is a predicted model, not a curated record. Lineage: Eukaryota; Metazoa; Mollusca; Bivalvia; Ostreida; Ostreidae. Bases 1 to 720 code for a protein of 239 amino acids. The transcript has 5 exons.